This is a messenger RNA of Pneumocystis murina B123, 1194 nucleotides long. Its product is annotated as ATP-dependent RNA helicase fal1. Gene Ontology annotation, molecular function: RNA helicase activity; mRNA binding; ATP binding. Lineage: Eukaryota; Fungi; Ascomycota; Pneumocystomycetes; Pneumocystales; Pneumocystaceae. The record is from RefSeq and is a predicted model, not a curated record. Bases 1 to 1194 code for a protein of 397 amino acids. Gene Ontology annotation, cellular component: catalytic step 2 spliceosome; nucleolus. The transcript has 13 exons.
AUGGCGCUAAAAGAAGACAGAAAUGGAAACAAAACAGUCUUUACAACGUCUAAGGAGGUUACGGUUGCAGGAAGUUUUGAAGAAAUGAAUUUAAAAGAAGAUCUUUUACGAGGGAUAUAUAGUUAUGGAUAUGAAUUACCAAGUGCAGUUCAAAGUCGAGCUAUUACUCAAAUUCUUAAAGGAAGAGAUGUUAUUGCUCAGGCACAGUCUGGAACGGGUAAAACAGCGACAUUUUCUAUAUCUAUUCUUCAAGUUAUUGAUACGGCAGUUCGAGAAACUCAAGCAUUGGUUCUUUCACCAACACGUGAGCUUGCAGUUCAAAUUCAAAAUGUUUUGCUUGCAUUGGGUCAAUAUCAAAAUGUUCAAAGUCAUGCUUGUAUUGGAGGGACAAAUAUAGGCGAGGAUAUUAGGAAAUUAGAUCAUGGACAACAUGUUAUUUCAGGAACACCAGGCAGAGUAGCAGAUAUGAUCCGAAGAAGAAAUUUGAGAACACGUAAUAUAAAAAUGCUUGUUCUUGAUGAGGCAGAUGAACUGUUAAAUCGAGGAUUUAGAGAACAAAUUUAUGAUGUAUAUCGUUAUCUUCCUCCAGGAACACAAGUAGUAGUUGUUAGUGCAACUCUUCCUUAUGAUGUUCUUGAAUUGACAACUAAAUUUAUGACGGAUCCGGUUCGAAUUCUUGUUAAACGUGAUGAAUUAACCUUGGAUGGUCUUAAACAAUAUUUUAUCGCAGUAGAAAAAGAAGAAUGGAAAUUCGAUACACUAUGUGAUCUCUAUGAUACCUUAACUAUUACCCAAGCAGUUAUAUUUUGUAACACUAGGAGAAAAGUUGAUUGGUUGGCAGAAAAAAUGAGAGAGGCGAAUUUUACUGUAUCAAGUAUGCAUGGAGAUAUGCCUCAAAAAGAACGUGAUGCAAUUAUGGGCGAAUUUAGACAAGGAAAUUCUAGAGUUUUACUUUGUACUGAUAUUUGGGCUCGUGGUAUUGAUGUACAACAAGUUUCUCUUGUAAUUAAUUAUGAUCUUCCGCCUAAUCGUGAAAAUUAUAUUCAUAGAAUUGGACGAAGUGGUCGUUUUGGUAGAAAAGGUGUUGCUAUAAAUUUCGUAACAGCUGAAGAUGUUCGUAUUUUACGUGAUAUUGAACAAUACUAUUCAACACAAAUCGAUGAAAUGCCUAUGAAUAUCGCUGAUUUAAUUUAG